Pan troglodytes (chimpanzee) is the source of this 12221-nucleotide messenger RNA. RefSeq names its product neuroblastoma breakpoint family member 15. The record is from RefSeq and is a predicted model, not a curated record. Lineage: Eukaryota; Metazoa; Chordata; Mammalia; Primates; Hominidae. Bases 9083 to 10594 code for a protein of 503 amino acids. The transcript is spliced from 13 exons.
UAAUCCCAGCAGUUUGGGAGGCUGAGGCGGGUGUCUCACCCGAGGUCAGGAGUUCGAGACCAGCCUGGCCAACAUGGUGAAACCCUGUCUCUACUAAUAAUACAAAAAUUAGCCAGGCAUGGUGGCGCACGCCUCUAAUCCCAGCUACUCGUGAGGCUGAGGCAUGAGAAUUGGUUGAACCUGGGAGGUGGUGGUUGAAUGAGCCAAGAUAGCACCAUUGCAUUCUAGCCUGGGCAACAAGAGUGAAAGUCCAUCUCAAAAAACAAAAAACAAAACAAAACAAAACAACAACAACAAAAAACAAAAAAUAUUUCUCUCUUGGCUUGAGUGGGUUAUGAAAUAAAUUUUUCUUUAAAAAAGGGUUUGCAGGUAUUUUGAGCUUUUGCAUAAUUGAGAGUGCCUUUCAAUUGGCAUCACACAUGAAUGAAAUUUGGCUUGUUGUGGAGUUUUCAGCUGAAGUUUUUCAUCUGCAAUAUUCUGUGGAUAAUCUUUUCUGAAAUUUAAUGUGUUAUGCAGAAGUAUGAUGCCAGCCUGAUUUUUUUUCCUUUGUAAGUAACUUGAUAAACACUCUUUUCAUCCACAGUCGGCACUGGAAGGACAAGCGCCACCCUGAGAGGGUUGGCUGAAACUGAGAGUUUUUGGUUCCUUAUGCUCACUCCAGCUUCCCUUUUCCUUUUGAGCUAUUAUUCAUCCCUAUGACCAACAGUGGCCUCUGAGGGAGAGGAGGAAUCUCUCUCCUUUACCCUCCAGACCAUAUAAACCCUUUUCUUAAAUCUCUAUCAAAGCUGAGUCUAAAGUGCAUUUUUAUUGUCUUUCCUCCAAUAAGACUAGGCUGGGCGUGGUGGCUCCUGCCUGUAACCCCAACACUUUGGGAAGCCGAGGUGGGUGGAUCACGAGGUCAGGAGUCUGAGACCAGCCUGGCCAACAUAGUGAAACCCCGUCUCUGCUAAAAAUACAAAAAUUAGCCAGGCGUGGUGGCAUGCGCCUGUAGUAUCAGCUACUCUGGAGGCUGAGGCAGGAGAAUUGCUUGAACUCGGGAGGUGGAGAUUGCAGUGAGCUGAGAUUGUGUCACUGGACUCCAGCAUGGGUGACAGAGCAAGACUGUCUCAAUAAUUAUAAUAAUAAUAAUAAUAAGGCUAUGCUAAAUUACGGUAAUCAUAUCACAUAUAAUAAUAAUUAUGAAGGUGAUGAUAGCUAAUAUUUGUGGAGUGCUUAUUAUGUGCCAGGUACUGUUUUAAGAUCUUGACUUGUAUUAACUCAUUAACUCCCCAACUUAGUUCCUAGCUUGCCUCCAUAUGGCAGAUGCCAUUAUCCCUUCUUUUUUUGGAAGUACUAGUGAGCAUAUUAUGACUCUUUGGAUUGCAGGCUCAAGAGAAUGAGGCUCAGAGAAAGGAAUUCCCUCUUGUUCCUGUUUAAGGCCCACCUUCCAAAUUCUCUUUUCUCAUCUUAGAAUCUUUCUCUUUUCAGCAGUUGACAUUUGAAAUAUCUAUUAUCUUCAAGGAAGCCUCACCUCCUAUUGAGAGAGGUAUGAUCCUACUCUCUGUUCACAAGCAGACAAGAAUGUGAAAACAUAGUUGUUAAACAGUGGUACAAAAACCAUCGCAGGGGUUGUUCCAUUACAUUUCUAAAUUAUAGAAUUAUGUCUUUAUACUUGCAAAUCAAAAUUUAUCUAGAUUUUUUCUGGUGCAUGAUGAGUCCCUUCCAAUUUGCAAUGUCAGGUCUUUUAUCAGCUCAAGAAAAUUUCCUUCUAUUGUAUCUUUAGAGCUUAUGGUUCACUUGUCCUGACUUUUCUUCAGGAGCAUUGAUAUCUAUGUAUUGGAUUUUUAUUGUCUUUCCUCCAUAUCUGUUAUUUCUUCUUGGAUAAUUUUCAUCUCUUUGUCCUUUCUUUUGGCAUUUGGGAGAAUUUCUGAUAUUGAUUCUUUACAAAAUUGGUUUGGUAUUAUGUAUUGCUAAUUCUGCUCUUUAUUCUUAAAUUCUGCUGUGGCACUGUUUCUUAACUCUGCCAGCUCCUUUUACAAUUCAAUCUAGUACCUUAUUAUCUUGUGUUUCAUCUGUUGUUUUAUAGAGUCCAUGUUUUCUUUAACCUUUUUUUUGAGAGUACAAAACAGAUUUUAAAUAAUUUUUAUUUUUAAGUAAAGAUUUUUUGAAAUUAUGCUAUUCUUUUACUUUUGGUCUUAAUUGUUUUCUUCUCAUGUCUCUGAAACCUUCCAGAGACUCCAGGUUAUUCUCUGUCUAGUUGUUGUUAUUUUCCCUAUCUAUUACUUAUCUAUAAAACUGAGAAUCUCAUCCAUCCCGGAAUACGUAUAGGACCUGACUAGACACAAUAAAAUUAUGUCAACAGAAUUAAUAAAAAUGUAAAGAAGAAUCCUCUUUGAGUAUUGGAUAAGUAAAUUUCUAAAAAAUAUUUAAAGGAAGACAAGUAAUCUAUAAUUCAAGAAAAAUAUAGAGUUGUCCUAGAAUUUAGUGCCUUAGGCUGAAGCAAUUAUGAAAAAAAAAAAAACUGGAGAAAGUUGACCUUCUGAUGUGAGAGAUCAUAGAGAGAUGAACAAUUGUAAUAUCAUAACGACAUUCCCUGUCAUAAUGUCUGCCUUAUAGAUAUCAUUGAGUUUUUUAAUUGUUAAGUUAUAUUCCACUGGCUCAGGUCACUUGUGUUUAUCUAAUCUCAUCAUUUUCUGUUGGUUACAUUGAUCUAACUCAAUUUUGGAGGUACCUCAUUGUUUCUUCCAUCUACCGAUCUGGCUAGUUUAAAGAUGAAAACUGCAGCAGAUGAGAAAGAAAAAUACAACGUGAAAAUUUGGCUGAAUUAGAAACACUAAACAGUUUUCAGGAAAGCUUAGUGUCAGAGAGAAACAGACACUGGAGGAAAAGAAAAAAAGAGGACACAAAAACUGUCCUGGCCGAAGGGGUCAUGACCACACAUUAUCCUCAGAUGACGGCUUCUAAUUUUUUCUUCUGCUUGAUCAAUUCUACAAAGACAAAAAAGUAUAAUAAAAAAGUUUUAAAUUUCAAAGUUUGAAAUGAUAUUAAAGUGGCACACAGUUUCCUUGGGAAAAUCAAGUGAGAACCACAAACUCUGAGACUAAUUCCAGCAAAAGUAUGUAAAUCAGUUUGAUCUAAUGGUACACGGUUAGCUUUGAAGGCCAAAAGGAACUGGUAUCUAAUUCUUAUUCCUCUCCUCACUAGUUUUGUGACUUAGGGAAAUUUUGCAAUCUUUCUGAGUUUGUUUUCUCAUCAGGAGCAGGAUAAUACCUAAGUAACAGCAUAGUUCAUAGAUUUUUUUUUUUUUUGAGAUGGAGUCUCGCUCUGUCACCCAGGCUGGAGUGCAGUGGCUCAAUCUCGGCUCACUGCAAGCUCUGCCUCCUGGGUUCACGCCAUUCUCCUGCCUCAGCCUCCUGAGUAGCUGGGACUACAGGCGCCCGCCACCACACCCAGCUAAUUUUUUGUAUUUUUAGUAGAGAUGGGGUUUCACCGUGUUAGCUAGGAUGGUCUCGAUCUCCUGACCUCAUGAGCCACCCGCCUCGGCCUCCCAAAGUGCUGGGAUUACAGGCGUGAGCCACCGCGUCCGGCCAGUUCAUAGAUUUAAAUAUGAUUGCAUGGCAGUGGACAUGAACCAUAAUUGUUAAGAAUAUAUUUACACCGAGCUCUCCUUUAUCCAUUAAAAUUGUAGACAAACAACAAUUGACAAAGAAUAGACAAAAUGUUCUAACAUAAAUAUUCUUCCUUUGUUUCUAGAAAGAAGUCACACAUACAGUAAAAAUAGAGAGAACCUAGUUCAUUUGGAACAAUCGUCCCCAAACCCUGAAACAGGUCUACUUUCUAACACCAGAGAUGUCUUGAAUGAGUCCCACCCCUGCAGUCCCCUCUCUCUGGAAUAGACUGAGGAAGUUUGCUCCAGCCUUAGAACAGCAUGGGCUGGCAAGCGUUCUCAGAGAGGCUCUCGACUUCAACUCUAAAGGCCCUGAGAAAUAUGUGCAACUGGGUCGGGUUAAGGCCAAGCUGAACCACAUGACCAGGGCUCUCACCGGCGCCAAAGUCAGUGGAAGGAUAUCAGUCCCCAGAGCUCUGUCACAGGCCAUGGCAUGCUCCAUGGAGGGGUGGUGAGCAUAUGAAUAACAAUCAGGAGAAACAUCGGUAAUGGACAAGAGGCAUAAAUAAACAAUGUCCGCCCUCCAGUAAAACCCAGGAAAGUUCUCAUUCAAAAAACUAUGUCUUGAAGAAAACAUAGGUACAAAUCUUUGUGACUUUGGAUUAGACAUUUUUUAAGUAGGCACAAACAACCCAAAAAUAGAUAAAUGGACUUCACUAAAAUAAAAAAACUUAUAUGCUUCAAAGGAUAAUGUCAAGGAAGUGAAGAGAUAAUCCACAUAAUGGGAGAACUAUUUCCAAAUUAUAUAUUUGACAUGGGUCUAGUACCUAGAGUAUAUAAGGAAUUCAUAUAACUGAGCAAUAAACGACAAACAACCAAAUUUAACAAUGGGAAAAAAUCUGUGAGUAGAGGUUUCUCUAAAGCAAACACACAAAUGGCCAAGAAGCACAUGCAAAGAUGUUCGAUGUUUUUCAUCAUUAGGAAAAUGUAAAUUUAAAUCAAAAUGAGAUACCACUUCACACCCACUAGUAUGACUUAAGAAAAAAUAAAGACAACACAUGUUUGGAAAGUUAUGGAGAAUAUGGAAUUCUCAUAUAUUACUAGUGGGAAUGUAAAAUGGCAUAGCCACUGAAGUUGGUAAACAGCGUGUAAGUUCCUCAAAAAGUUAAACAUAAAAGAAAGUUAAACAUAAAGUGACAUGAUGCAGCAAUUGCACUCCUAGGUUUAUAACCAAGAAAAUGAAAAACAGAUGUUCACUCAAAAACAUGUACAAAGCUGUUCAUAGCAGCAUUAUUCAUAAUAGUUAAAAAGUGGAAACAUCUUAAACCACCAUCAGUUGAUGAAUAAAUAAAAUGUGGUAUACUCAUAUGGUGGAAUAUCAUUUGGCCAUAAAAAAGUUGAAGUAUUGAUGCAGGCUAAAAAGGAUGAAACUUGAGAACAAAAUGCUGAGAAGCAGAUGCAAAAUGCCACACUUUGUUAUCCCAUAUAGAGGAAGUGCCCAGAACAAUUACAUUUUUAUAUAGAGAAAGUAGAUUAGUGGUUGUCAGAGACUGCAAGAAGGGGGGAAUUGGAGAGUGACUGCCCAUAGGUACAGGCAUGCUUUUUGGCAUUAUGAAAAUAUUCUGGAAUUAGGUAUUGGUGAUGGUUGCAGAACUUUUGGAAUAUGGUAAAAGACACUGAAAUAUAUGCUUAAAAUGGUGAUUUUUGUGAUAUAUGAAUUAUACUAUAGAAAUAAUAAUAACAGUAAUAAAGCAAGGUGUCUUUCCACAUCUCCAUGCCUUGUAUUUUCAUUAAAAAAAAAAAAAAAAAAAGCAUUUCAGGGCCAGGCUCAGUGGUUUACUCCUGUAAUCCCAGCACUUUUGGAGGCCUAGGUGGGAGGAUCGCUUGAGGCCAGAAGUUCAAAACCAGCCUGAGCAACAUAGCAAGACCUUGUCUCCAUGAGAAAUAAAAAAUUAGCCAGAAAUGGUGAUGUGUGCCUAGAGUUCCAACUACUUGGAAAGCUGAGGCAGGAGGAUCGCUUGAGCCUAGGAGUUCAAGGUUGCAGUGAUCUAUAAUCACCACUGCACUCCAGCCUGGGUGACAGAACAAGACCCUGUCUCAAAAAAAAAAAAAAAAAAAAAAAAAGGCAUCUCACUUUAAUAGUAAGAGGCCAGAAUAUGAUGCUGGCAGCAUGUUGUGAGGAAAUGUAUUAGAUGAAAGAAGUUAAAUUCCAGUUCUCCUCUUUUCAGAAAUGACUUAUAGGGGAGAGAAACAUGUACUUGGAAAGAAUUGACCCAGCUGAAUUGGAAAAUGUGGGAAGGGGAUGGGGAAGAGGCUGCUCCACCUGAGAUCCGGCUCCAGGACUUACAGCAAGGGGAACUUGGGCAAGUUACAGACUCUCUAUGUCUCAGUUUCUUCAUCAGCAAAACAGAACGAAUCAUCCCAUAAACUGUAAGGUCGAUGGUAUCAGCGGGUCCCCAAACUGACUGCACAUCUGAGUCAUGUUAACAAACACAUUCCAGGCCUCACCUGGGCCCUCUGAAUCAGAAUCCCUGCAAGGAGGACGAUGAACUUGUAUUUGCACUGACUUUCCCAGCUGUUUCUUACUCUGAUCAACUUGGGGGUAGGACCCAUUGAGCUGCAUCACAUCAUUCCAAAGCCAAAACACAACAGCAGGACAAGAAUAUUUUCAAGGCAGUCUCUAAAGCAGAGGAGAAACUGUUGAGGGAACCUAGAAGUAAAGGAGAUCUGGCUUGCUGGGCUCCAUUUGAACUUUGAGUACAACAGAGACAUGAGCCCUUUGGGACACAUACCUGAGGUAGUGACAGUCCAACUUUGGAAGAGUGGAAGCCCUGGUUUCAAAUUCAAGCAUGCUUUGAGUAGAAAUUAAAUUUACCUCUUUUUGCACAGCAACAUGGCCAAUCUUUCCUAAGCUGCUCAGCUUACAAGAAAAGGAAUCAUACUGCUAAGAAUUCAAACUUCUGCAGUCAUAGGGAGCCUUGGGAGGACCCCGAAUCACGGAUGGAAUUGGACAGUGCAUGGAGAUGGCUCAGCAGGAUGAGGGUAAAUGCAGGGGCAAGUCCAGGUCAUACUGAGAGACAAUGAGUGGCGCUGAUGGGGACAAAGAUAAAAUCAAAAGUUUGUGCUUCAUCUUCAAAAACUCAAGCUGAUAACAAACUUGGCCUGAUGAGAAAUAAUAAGUAUUUUUCUAUUUACAUGAGAAUUUAAUCUCAAAACAGAAAUCAGAAAAAUAUGAAGUCCAGGGCAUAAAACCUAAAACUAUUGCUCAUAUUUAUUCUUUCUAAAUAGAGCAAAGUGUAAAAUCUUCUCCAUAAGACAUACAUUGUGGUUAUAAAAAGGCAAAAGUCUUAGUGAGAAUCAUUGGUAUUCCAUAGAAGAGUGAAUUAAACACAGCCAAGGGAAGACCCACGUCUCAUACUUCUCUUGUAUAUUCCAAAGUUCCAGGGAAAUUCCAGGUGAUAGAGGUUAUUUCCCAUACUGUUAAAGCAAGGUUUCAGACACUUCUGAAUUUUGGUCCCAGUACUCUAGAAGGGCACACCUCUGUCCUGGAAAAUAAUACAGGAACGAAUACUCUUCCCGUGACCCAUUCUGGUCAUUCUUCCAGCAUCACAAAAACCAAAAAAUGGAAAUAUGGCCAAAUACAUGAUUAGCUGUCCCUCAUCUUCAGGUUUCUUAUCUGUUACUUAUAGAUAAUAGCAUUACCUUAAGGAUUAUGAUGAAGAUACAAUGUCCAAAUAUAAACACAGUUUUGAGCAAAAUGCCUUGUACGAAUUGGUCAAUGAAUAAUUACUAAAUAUGUGAAUAUUUACUGGAUUGUAUGGAUCCUAUGAAUAAUUACUGAAUAAUUAUUGUGAUUGCUUUUAUUGGCAGUGCUGAAAACUCAUCCCUUUGUGACCUCAAGUAACCCAUGACACUUUGUGAACCUGCAGUUUUUUCAUUUAGAAACUUGACAGAUUUUCAUUCUGACACAGAAUGUCAGGUCUCCCAGACCCUAGAAAAUACAUUGACUUAAAGCCUUUGGUACAUCUCAAAGCAGUAUCCUUACAGUGUCACUGGAAGAUGGUGCAGGCUGCAGAGAGGGAUGCUUUCAAAUGGGAUUAACCAGUCCUCCUUCCUUCACUUCCACAUGAAUGCUGGGCAGCCCAGGGUCAACCCACUGCACCCUCAACUCAGGCAAGUCCAGCAGCCAAUCUUAGGAGACCUGGGCUACAGAACAGUCUCUCAAGUUCCAGGCUCACAAAACCUAGGUGGGGAUGAAAGCUGAGAAAGCGAAGAGGUGGUUCAGGGGAUCACUCUUUCCUACUUGUUCCUCUCACCUCAAACUUACCUUCUACUGCACAGCAACACUGAGGAUCGCCAACCAACCCUGACCAUAACCUUGAUCUUGCCAUGUUCUGUUAGUGGAAUGCAACCCAAAAUCAAUGGUGUUAGGUCAUCUCAACAAAAUAUAUAUCAAACCAUAUUACAUAAGAACUGCUCGUGGCCCUGUUCUUUUCAGUAUAUGGGAAAACAAAAUGGAAACAACAAAAUAGCAUCAGGUUUACAAAACUUCCCAAGAUAGAUGGUCACACAUGUUUUCAGGAGACCUCUAUAUAAAUGACUUUGAUCACUUGAUACCUUGAAAAGAGGUCUUGUGGCACUAGAAUGACAUCUAUAAGUGACAAGUAUAAAAUGUAGUGCUCAGUGACAUUAAAAAACAAAUCAACCCACAUAGAGGAAGAGCUUUGGACGUAGGGAUGUCAAACUGGUCUAGAAUGUAAUGAAAACCCAAGAAGGUGCCCCAGUAAGAAAGAAGAAAUCAGUCUAACAAUGGGAUGCAGCAGCAAGAAUACUGAGACAGGAAAGAAAACAUUUUAAAAAAAUGAAUUAUUCAUUCACUUUCUAGUGGAUACAGAAAAAACUGCAGAAGACCCGGAGGAUAUCAGGGCAGGCUAAAAGUUUGAUAUCUUACACCUGUGGAAAAGCCUUAAGCUCUGUUUUAGCUGAGAGCAGGUGGGGUGACUUCAUGACUACCAUUAAGAAAAUAUAACCUGUUGGGAAACUGUUUCUGCCUUGAUGAUGUUGUACAGACAAGAGAUAAACAGUGAGGAAUAUGCUUAGAUGUAUUGGGAAAGACACGGGUCUGUGGCAUUGUCACAAGGGUACACGAAUACUGAGAGUGAAUGCUGAAGGAAUGAUCCCCAUUGGUGGUGACCCUCAGGUGAGACUAGGGUGACUGUGUUUCAGCAAAGCCUGGGCAAUUGGAAUGCAGGGCUCCUAAGAUUCCAUGACACCCCCACCUUCUAAUUCUGUUAUUGCAACUGCAGACGGUUACCUGGCACGCUGGCCACAUUCUACCUCACUCUUAUCAGAGUCUGAGCUACUGGCAGUGCUUUCAGCUCUGAGUUCAGGCACCUCGAACCUUGUUUUUGCGGUGAAGAAUCCUAAAGUGCUGUGGGGAGUGAUCACAUUUUUCACAACAUCCCUGACUCCACCUCUUCUGCCACAAACGUCAGCAUGGUGGUAUCAGCCGGCCCUUUGUCCAGCGAGAAGGCAGAGAUGAACAUUCUAGAAAUCAAUGAGAAAUUGCGCCCCCAGCUGGCAGAGAAGAAACAGCAGUUCAGAAGCCUCAAAGAGAAAUGUUUUGUAACUCAACUGGCCGGCUUCCUGGCCAACGGACAGAAGAAAUACAAAUAUGAAGAGUGCGAAGACCUCAUAAAAUCUAUGCUGAGGAAUGAGCGACGACAGUUCAAGGAGGAGAAGCUUGCGGAGCAGCUCAAGCAAGCUGAGGAGCUCAGGCAAUAUAAAGUCCUGGUUCACUCUCAGGAACGAGAGCUGACCCAGUUAAGGGAAAAGUUACGGGAAGGGAGAGAUGCCUCCCGCUCAUUGAAUCAGCAUCUCCAGGCCCUCCUCACUCCGGAUGAGCCGGACAAGUCCCAGGGGCAGGACCUCCAAGAACAGCUGGCUGAGGGGUGUAGACUGGCACAGCACUUCGUCCAAAAGCUCAGCCCAGAAAAUGACAACGAUGACGAUGAAGAUGUUCAAGUUGAGGUGGCUGAGAAAGUGCAGAAAUCGUCUGCCCCCAGGGAGAUGCAGAAGGCUGAAGAAAAGGAAGUCCCUGAGGACUCACUGGAGGAAUGUGCCAUCACUUGUUCAAAUAGCCAUGGCCCUUAUGACUCUAACCAGCCACAUAGGAAAACCAAAAUCACAUUUGAGGAAGACAAAGUCGACUCAACUCUCAUUGGCUCAUCCUCUCAUGUUGAAUGGGAGGAUGCUGUACACAUUAUUCCAGAAAAUGAAAGUGAUGAUGAGGAAGAGGAAGAAAAAGGGCCAGUGUCUCCCAGGAAUCUGCAGGAGUCUGAAGAGGAGGAAGUCCCCCAGGAGUCCUGGGAUGAAGGUUAUUCGACUCUCUCAAUUCCUCCUGAAAUGUUGGCCUCGUACCAGUCUUACAGCAGCACAUUUCACUCAUUAGAGGAACAGCAAGUCUGCAUGGCUGUUGACAUAGGCAGACAUCGGUGGGAUCAAGUGAAAAAGGAGGACCAAGAGGCAACAGGUCCCAGGCUCAGCAGAGAGCUGCUGGAUAAGAAAGAGCCUGAAGUCUUGCAGGACUCACUGGAUAGAUGUUAUUCAACUCCUUCAGUUUAUCUUGGACUGACUGACUCAUGCCAGCCCUACAGAAGUGCCUUUUACGUAUUGGAGCAACAGCGUGUUGGCUUGGCUGUUGACAUGGAUGAAAUUGAAAAGUACCAAGAAGUGGAAGAAGACCAAGACCCAUCAUGCCCCAGGCUCAACAGCAGGCUGAUGGAAGUGGAAGAGCCUGAAGUCUUACAGGACUCACUGGAUAGAUGUUAUUCGACUCCAUCAAUCUACUUUGAACUACCUGACUUAUUCCAGCACUACAGAAGUGUGUUUUACUCAUUUGAGGAACAGCACAUCAGCUUCGCCCUUUACGUGGACAAUAGGUUUUUUACUUUGACGGUGACAAGGCUCCACCUGGUCUUCCAGAUGGGAGUCAUAUUCCCACAAUAAGCAGCCCUUACUAAGCAGAGAGAUGUCAUUCCUGCAGGCAGGACCUAUAGGCACAUGAAGAUUUGAAUGAAACUAUAGUUCCAUUUGGAAGCCCAGACAUAGGAUGGGUCAGUGGGCAUGGCUCUAUUCCUAUUCUCAGACCAUGCCAGUGGCAACCUGUGCUCAGUCUGAAGACAAUGGACCCAAGUUAGGUGUGACACGUUCACAUAACUGUGCAGCACAUGCUGGGAGUGAUCAGUCAGACAUUUUAAUUUGAGCCACGUAUCUCUGGGUAGCUACAAAGUUCCUCAGGGAUUUCAUUUUGCAGGCAUGUCUCUGAGCUUCUAUACCUGCUCAAGGUCAGUGUCAUCUUUGUGUUUAGCUCAUCCAAAGGUGUUACCCUGGUUUCAAUGAACCUAACCUCAUUCUUUGUGUCUUCAGUGUUGGCUUGUUUUAGCUGAUCCAUCUGUAACACAGGAGGGAUCCUUGGCUGAGGAUUGUAUUUCAGAACCACCAACUGCUCUUGACAAUUGUUAACCCGCUAGGCUCCUUUGGUUAGAGAAGCCACAGUCCUUCAGCCUCCAAUUGGUGUCAGUACUUAGGAAGACCACAGCUAGAUGGACAAACAGCAUUGGGAGGCCUUAGCCCUGCUCCUCUCAAUUCCAUCCUGUAGAGAACAGGAGUCAGGAGCCGCUGGCAGGAGACAGCAUGUCACCCAGGACUCGGCCGGUGCAGAAUAUGAACAAUGCCAUGUUCUUGCAGAAAACGCUUAGCCUGAGUUUCGUAGGAGGUAAUCACCAGACAACUGCAGAAUGUAGAACACUGAGCAGGACAACCGACCUGUCUCCUUCACAUAGUCCAUAUCACCACAAAUCACACAGCAAAAAGGAGAAGAGAUAUUUUGGGUUCAAGAAAAGUAAAAAGAUAAUGUAGCUGCAUUUCUUUAGUUAUUUUGAACCCCAAAUAUUUCCUCAUCUUUUUGUUGUUGUCAUGGAUGGUGGUGACAUGGACUUGUUUAUAGAGGACAGAUCAGCUGUCUGGCUCAAUGAUCUACAUUCUGAAGUUGUCUGAAAAUGUCUUCAUGAUUAAAUUCAGCCUAAACGUUUUGCCAGGAACACUGCAGAGACAAUGCUGUGAAUUUCCAACCUCAGCCCAUCUGCGGGCAGAGAAGGUCUAGUUUGUCCAUCACCAUUAUGAUAUCAGGACUGGUUACUUGGUUAAGGAGGGGUCUAGGAGAUCUGUCCCUUUUAGAGACACCUUACUUAUAAUGAAGUACUUGGGAAAGCGGUUUUCAAGAGUAUAAAUAUCCUGUAUUCUAAUGAUCAUCCUCUAAACAUUUUAUCAUUUAUUAAUCCUCCCUUCCUGUGUCUAUUAUUAUAUUCAUAUCUCUACACUGGAAAUUUUGGGUCUCAAUUUUUACUGUGCCUUUGUUUUUACUAGUGUCUGCUGUUGCAAAAAGAAGAAAACAUUCUCUGCCUGAGUUUUAAUUUUUGUCCGAAGUUAAUUUUAAUCUAUACAAUUAAAACCUUUUGCCUAUCACUCUGGACUUUUGGAUUGUUUUUUACAUUCAGUGUUAUAAUAUUUGAUUAUGCUGAUUGGUUUUGGUGGGUACUGAUGCGAAUUAAUAAAAACAUUUCAUUUCCAUGUU